Messenger RNA from Penicillium cosmopolitanum, 1080 nucleotides. RefSeq lists its product as uncharacterized. The record is from RefSeq and is a predicted model, not a curated record. Bases 1 to 1080 code for a protein of 359 amino acids. The transcript has a single exon. Lineage: Eukaryota; Fungi; Ascomycota; Eurotiomycetes; Eurotiales; Aspergillaceae.
AUGUUAUUUACGGCCCUAUACUCACGUUUCAUCAAGCCAAACGACACCUGGAUAGCCACACUGACAGCGGGGCUUCUCGGGACUGUGUCGGGUGUCUUUGGUACAGCCGCGGCGGCUAUUCCAGGUCUCGUAAAGAGUGGUGCGAUAGUAGCUGCCAAUGCUGGAGAGAAUGCGGCAGCAAGAUCUGGAGUCACUGCUAAUUUAUUCGGCGCUGGCGCUGGUGCCAGUUCACAAGGAAACGGCAUCGCUAACAGCAUGAUGCAGGAUGCAGCAUCUGUGUACGUAUACAUCAAAGUGCCUACAUUGCCACUAGCUAACAUCAAUAACAGAAUCCAAGGUGAACUCAACAAUCUAAGUAAUCUCGAAGAUUACAUGUGGAAGCUCUUGAAUUUCACCCAAUUCGCAUUUUACAGCUGGGGACAUAAUGCUCUUUUCAAAACCGCAAAGAACACAGGUUAUAACACUGAUGAGCAGUAUAUCAACACGCCUGGAAACCUAGUCGAUAUCCUGCGGGAUGGAGGUUUUGCGAGUAACAUUGAACCCGAGUCUUUGUUAGCUGCGACGAUGUACGAUAACAGUAUGCUCAAGUUUAUGUGGGGCUCAGCCAUCGGGUAUCUCUGGUCCACGAGCAGAGUCGUUAUCUACAGGAUUUCGGAUGUAACAGAGUGGAUAGAGGAUGACGACGACUAUACACCUCCCGAUGGUCCUUGUCCUUUGGAACCGUGGGAAACCGAUUAUCAAGUUGCCGUAUGCGACGAAGACACAGGCUCUAUGUAUAUUCUGCAGGCCUUAGGCAGCAAUCUCAAGGGAACCGACAGGUUGUCACAAUAUGGCUUAUCUGUUCUCGAUAUGGCCAGAUACGCCAACUUGACGCAGUCAACAUACGGAUUCACCAAAUGGCUUACCGAUGCUAGUGCAAAGAAAAUACAGACUAACAUCAUUGAGGCUCCUGUGAAUGCCACUCCACCAUUUGUCGGCAUUCCUGUUUGCGACCUGGAUGCUCUCAAACCUUUAUGGAUGGCUGAACGUGCAAGGGAUCAGUGGUACGAUGACAAUAAAGAUAUGAAGGUAUUUACCUAG